AUGACAGUUGCUGAAUAUGAUGCUAAGUUUAUGGAAUUAAGUCGGUUUGGGAAGUGCUUGAUAGCUACGGAGGAGAUGAAGGCCUCAAAGUUCGAGAGGGGACUCCGACCCACCAUCCGAGAAAAAAUAGUGGCUUUACGCAUCCGGAAGUAUUCUGACAUGGUAGACAGUGCCAUGAGUGUGGAACGUGAAAGGGAGGAUUUUCAGAAAAUUCAAGAAAGGUCCCGGGGUUCGCAUAAAAAUCAGAAUUGUUGUCCCUCCAACAACAAAAGGCAAAGGGGUGGACAAGAUUCAAGUGGGGGCAGUUUUGAAGGCAACUUCAAUAAAGCUCCUGAUGAAUGUUUUAUUGUGGAAAGAAGGGGCAUUUCAAACGAAACUGUCCAUCUCUACAUUCAGCCCCAAGAAAUGAUCAAGUGUAGUCUCAAGUUCCUAGUCACUCUCAAAUGUCUCAACAAUCACAUCCACGCUCAGGGUACUCUUAUACUCCACCAGCAACAUCCACAAAUCAGCCUCGCUUAA
Cornus florida is the source of this 519-nucleotide messenger RNA. RefSeq lists its product as uncharacterized. Lineage: Eukaryota; Viridiplantae; Streptophyta; Magnoliopsida; Cornales; Cornaceae. The transcript has a single exon. The record is from RefSeq and is a predicted model, not a curated record. The coding region runs from base 1 to 519 and encodes 172 amino acids.